AACAACCUUAACUUAGUUUUUCAUAUAGAAACCUCUAGAGAGAAGAUGAACAAAGAGGAAGCAGCAAUACCACUGCUUCUAACAAGAAGAGAAGAAGAAGAAAAAGAGGUGAACAAGAAUAGUAAUAAUAAUAAUAAUAAUAAUAAUGGGGUGGUGGAGAGUGCAUUAUUUUGGCAAGAGUUAAAGAGGGUAGGAUCCAUGGCUGCUCCAAUGGUGGCUGUGACUGUGUCUCAGUACCUUCUACAAGUUGUGUCUAUGAUGAUGGUUGGCCAUCUUGGUGUACUUGUAACCUUCUCUGGUGUUGCCAUUGCUACUUCUUUUGCUGAAGUUACUGGCUUCAGUAUCCUUAUAGGGAUGGCUGGUGCAUUAGAAACCUUAUGUGGCCAAACCUAUGGUGCUGAAGAAUUCAGAAGUCUUGGAAACUACACUUGUUGUGCAAUUGGUACUCUAACUCUGGUUUGUCUCCCCAUAUCUCUGAUAUGGAUAUUCAUGGACAAGAUACUAUUGCUUUUUGGCCAAGACCCUGCGAUUUCCCUCGCGGCUCGCGAGUACUGUAUAUGCCUAAUCCCAGCGCUGUACGGCUACGCCGUCCUUCAAGCCAUGACUCGAUACUUCCAGACUCAGAGUAUGAUCUAUCCCAUGGUUUUCAGCUCUGUCGCGGCUCUGUGUUUUCAUGUACCUAUUUGUUGGGGUCUGGUGUUUAAAUUUGGACUAGGACACAUUGGAGCAGCAUUUGCUAUUGCAAUUUCAUAUUGGUUGAAUGCCAUUGGCCUUGUUGUUUACAUGAAGUGUUCAUCAUCAUGUGAGAAAUCCAAGAUUGUGUUUUCUAGUAAUGCUUUAAAAUGCAUUUCUGAGUUCUUGCAAUAUGCUAUCCCUUCUGGACUCAUGUUUUGUUUUGAAUGGUGGUCAUUUGAGCUUCUUACAUUAUUUGCUGGUCUCCUACCUAAUCCUCAACUAGAAACCUCAAUUCUUUCGGUCUGCCUUAACACUACUACAUUGCACUUCUUCAUUCCUUAUGCUAUUGGAGCUUCUGCAAGCACUCGCGUGUCGAAUGAAUUAGGAGCAGGGAAUCCGAAGGCGGCUAAAGGAAUCAUUCGUGUGAUUGUUACAGUUGCAGUUACAGAGGCAGUUAUUGUAAGCAGCUUCUUCAUAUGUUUCAGGAAUGUGUUAGGAAAUGCUUACAGCAAUGACAUGCAAGUUAUAGAAAAUGUUGCAAAAAUGGCUCCUCUUCUUUGUGUUUCUGUUAUUGCUGAUAGUCUAAUAGGAGUUCUUUCUGGGGUUGCAAGAGGUGGAGGAUUUCAACAAAUAGGAGCUUAUGUGAACCUUGGAGCUUAUUAUCUUGUUGGAGCUCCAAUUGCAUUGUUCUUGGGAUUUGGCCUAAAACUCAAUGCUAAGGGACUCUGGAUGGGAACUUUAUCUGGCUCUUGUCUAGUAGUAAUUAUACUUGCUAUUGUAACAGCAUUAACAGAUUGGGAAAAAGAGGCAACAAAAGCAAGAGAGAGAAUAGCUGAGAACUCAAUUAAAGGUGGUGAUGUAUCUGUAUCAGUAUGAGAUCAGAAAAGAAAUACUGAAAUUUUGAUGUCAAUUUUUGGUUUUUGCUAUUUAUUUUUAUUUUUUUGGUAAUUUUUUUAUGUGACUGGAGAUUGGAGAAGUGUACUCUAAUUAUGUUAACAGAAAAAUGGGAAACUUUAUUUUUAUGGUAAUUUUUUAAUGUAAGCAUGUAACAGAUCCGAGAAUUGAGUUGUAAUGUGACUGAUAAGGCUUUUUCAUGAGCAUUAAUGUAU
Molecule: messenger RNA, 1784 nt
Organism: Arachis duranensis
Lineage: Eukaryota; Viridiplantae; Streptophyta; Magnoliopsida; Fabales; Fabaceae
Product: protein DETOXIFICATION 9
Exons: 7
Biological process (GO): xenobiotic detoxification by transmembrane export across the plasma membrane
Cellular component (GO): membrane
Molecular function (GO): antiporter activity; xenobiotic transmembrane transporter activity
Source: RefSeq, a predicted model, not a curated record